GUCAUGCAGAUGCUUCAGAAUCAAAUUAAAAAGACCCAUUUGGGUAAAUGUGUUUCGAAAUCGUCAACAUCAAUCCACACCCAAGAAAAGCUAUAUAAAGAAGAAGAUUUUUAAAGCUUUACGACCAGUUUUCCGGCCAUCGGCGAUGCAAGUAGAAGAGAUGGACCAACUUGAGGAACUGAGAAGUGUGACAGAACUGGAACGUGGUCAUCUUCUGUUCCCAUCCCCUAAUACUCCAGCUUAUAUUCGGGUCAGUGGAUCUCGGAAAAAAGAAUUGGAAGAUGAGGUAGUGGAAGAUGCUUGUAGGAGUUUUGAGAAUUAUUUGCUGGAGAUGAUCGCGGAAGAAGGGAAAGUUAGGGAUUUGAUGGAUGUAGAAGAGCUUCUUCAUUGCUGGAAGAAUUUGAAGUCUCCUAUAUUUACUAAUAUGGUUUGUAGGUUCUAUGGAGAGGUUUGUAAGGACUUGUUUUCAGGUGAGUAAGAACUAAGAAGAGAGUAUUAAGUAUUAUUUGAUUAAGCCAAUUUGUGACAUUAUUAU
Molecule: messenger RNA, 535 nt
Organism: Telopea speciosissima
Lineage: Eukaryota; Viridiplantae; Streptophyta; Magnoliopsida; Proteales; Proteaceae
Product: transcription repressor OFP17-like
Exons: 1
Coding region: 146-478 (110 amino acids)
Biological process (GO): negative regulation of DNA-templated transcription
Source: RefSeq, a predicted model, not a curated record